Messenger RNA from Vanderwaltozyma polyspora DSM 70294, 810 nucleotides. RefSeq names its product methionine aminopeptidase (gene MAP2). The record is from RefSeq and is a predicted model, not a curated record. Gene Ontology annotation, biological process: proteolysis. Lineage: Eukaryota; Fungi; Ascomycota; Saccharomycetes; Saccharomycetales; Saccharomycetaceae. The coding region runs from base 1 to 810 and encodes 269 amino acids. The transcript has a single exon. Gene Ontology annotation, molecular function: metalloaminopeptidase activity.
AUGGAGAAUCCAAAGUCUCAAGGUAUUGGUUUCCCAACUGGUUUAUCGUUAAAUAGCGUUGCGGCUCAUUUCACACCAAAUGCUGGUGAUAAAACAGUUUUGAAAUAUGAAGACGUGAUGAAAGUCGACAUUGGUGUCCAAGUCAACGGUUAUAUCGUUGAUUCUGCAUGGACAGUUGCCUUCGACCCCCAAUAUGACAAUCUAUUAACAGCUGUUCGUGAAGCUACCUAUACAGGGAUCAAAGAGUCCGGUAUUGACGUCAGAUUGACAGAUAUCGGUGAAGCUAUCCAGGAAGUGAUGGAAUCAUAUGAAGUGGAAAUCAAUGGUGAAACGUUCCAAGUCAAACCAUGCAGAAAUCUAUGUGGUCACAGCAUUGGACCAUACCAGAUCCAUGCAGGGAAAUCGGUACCCAUUGUUAAAAACGGUGAUGAAACCAAAAUGGAAGAAGGUGAACAUUUUGCUAUCGAAACUUUUGGCUCGACAGGUAGAGGUUACGUAUUUCCAGGUGGUGAAGUCUCACAUUAUGCUAAGAACCAAGGACAAUUGCCAAAACCAGCAUCAGCAAACGCAAGAAACUUAUUAAAAGUUAUCGAUGACAAUUUUGGAACAUUGCCAUGGUGUCGUCGUUAUCUAGACAAAUUGGGACAAGAGAAGUACCUUUAUUCGUUGAAUCAACUGGUAAAAGAAGGGAUAGUGCAAGACUACCCACCAUUGAACGAUAUCCCAGGUUCAUACACUGCACAGUACGAACACACCAUCUUAUUACAUCCACACAAGAAAGAAGUUGUUUCCAAAGGUGAGGAUUACUAA